Messenger RNA from Phymastichus coffea, 1387 nucleotides. RefSeq names its product endoplasmic reticulum-Golgi intermediate compartment protein 3. Bases 259 to 1284 code for a protein of 341 amino acids. Lineage: Eukaryota; Metazoa; Arthropoda; Insecta; Hymenoptera; Eulophidae. The transcript is spliced from 9 exons. The record is from RefSeq and is a predicted model, not a curated record. Gene Ontology annotation, cellular component: endoplasmic reticulum membrane; Golgi membrane; endoplasmic reticulum. Gene Ontology annotation, biological process: endoplasmic reticulum to Golgi vesicle-mediated transport; retrograde vesicle-mediated transport, Golgi to endoplasmic reticulum.
GUUUGAUUCUUGACGCACAACAUCGACCAGAUGAUCGACUUUUUGUGAGUUUCACGAACAUGAAUUUCCCCGAGAGGCUACGUCAAUUUGACGCUUACCCUAAAACUCUCGAGGACUUCCGGAUCAAGACCGCGCUGAUACUCAAAUUUGUUUUGGCGGUGUUCGAACACCUGCCGCUCUAAUUUUGCGACGAUUCGAUCGGUCACUGCAUUUCGAUACUAAACAUCGAUCGAUCUGUCGAUCUGCAGUUCAAUCAUCAUGGUCUUACUUUUUUUAUCUGAACUUUAUGAUUUUGUUACUCCAACUUUGAAGGAAGAAUUAUUUGUUGAUACAUCAAGGGGUUCUAAAUUAAAAAUUAAUUUCGACUUUAUCAUUCCAUCGGUAUCUUGUAGCAUAUUGUGUUUGGAUGCUGCAGAUGCAACUGGAGAACAGCAUUUAUGGAUAGAUCAUAAUGUAUAUAAAAGAAGAUUAGAUUUAGAUGGUAAACCUAUUGAAGAACCAAAGAAAACAGACAUUACUGAAAUUAAAAAGACAACUAUCAAGUCAACUGAAAAUACAACAACAGCGACAGAGUGUGGUGACUGCUACGGAGCACAGAGUAAAGAAUUGGGUAUAAAAUGUUGUAACUCUUGUGAAGCUGUUAAAAAAGCAUAUGCAAUGAGGAAAUGGGCUAUUCCUGAUCCUUCUAAAUUUGUCCAAUGUAAAAGUGAUGGAUCUUCUUUAAGUUCAACAGAUGUAUUUAGCGAAGGAUGUCAAAUUUAUGGUUAUAUUGAGGUGAAUAAAGUUGCAGGGAGUUUCCAUGUUAUGCCUGGAGACAGCUUAUCGAUAGAUAACCUUCAUUUGCAUAAUGUUGCAGAACAUUCUAUCUCUAAAUUCAAUAUGAGUCAUAAAAUAAGACACUUAAGUUUUGGUACAAACAUUCCUGGAAAAACAAACCCUAUUGACAACUCUACAAUUACAGCAUUAGGAGAUACGAACAUGUUUCAAUACUACGUAAAGGUGGUUCCUACUACGUUUGUAAGAUUAGAUGGGUCAAUCCUUCAAACGAAUCAAUUCUCAGUGACAAGGAGUUUUAGAAAAUCAAUGCCUGGAAUCGUUUUUAACUAUGAACUCAGUCCUUUAAUGGUGAAAUAUACUCAAACUCAAAAAUCAAUUGGACAUUUUUUAACGAAUACUUGUGCUAUUAUUGGUGGCACGUUCACAACUGCGAGUAUUUUUGAUAGCUUCUUAUAUCACUCAGUCCGUGCAAUACAAAAAAAGAUCGAACUAGGAAAAUUAAACUAAAAAAAACUAAAAGUCUUGAAUCUCUUGUUUUACAUAAUGACAAGAUGUAUAAAUUUAUUCAACUGUACAAUAAAAUUUAUUUCCAUAAAAUCAGGGUAGUUUU